Molecule: messenger RNA, 495 nt
Organism: Zingiber officinale
Lineage: Eukaryota; Viridiplantae; Streptophyta; Magnoliopsida; Zingiberales; Zingiberaceae
Exons: 1
Coding region: 1-495 (164 amino acids)
Molecular function (GO): nucleic acid binding
Source: RefSeq, a predicted model, not a curated record
AUGGACCAUGUUGGAGGCAAUUGGGUGGAAGAGCUGUCGAGCAACCUAUGGGUCUAUCGUACAACACCCAGAGAAAGCACAGGAUUGACGCCAUUCCACCUAGUUUAUGGCAAUGAAGCAGUAGUACCUAUAGAGGUCGAGGUGUCGUCAGUUAGGAGGAUACUAUAUGAUGAGGGAAAUGCUGAGCGACGAUUGGCUGAGCUAGAUCUCAUUAGUGAAGUCCGCGAACGGACAACAGCUAGAUUGGAGUCCUACCGACAGAGGAUGGGGCAAAAUUACAAUAAAAGAGUGAUCCCUCGGUUCUUUGGGGAAGGUGACUUGGUUUGGAAACAAGUGAAGCCCGUAGGAGACAUGACCAAGCUAGCACCACAAUGGGAUGAACCUUACAAAGUUAUUAAAAAAUUGGUGUCUGGAGCUUAUUAUCUACAGGAUGAUCAGCGCAGAAAACUAGAUAGGCCUUGGAGUGCUAACUACCUCAGACCUUAUCGGAUGUAG